AUGAAACAUUUAAAUCUUCCAAACUCCGAACUGAUUCAACACAGUUCAAGGUGUAUGCCAUAUGUAUUUAUUGCUGAUGAUACAUUCCCCUUGAGACCUGACAUGCUGAAACCAUAUCGUGAAGCGGAUUUGAGCAGCUACAAAAAAAAUUUUAAUUAUAGAUUAUCUCGCGCAAGAAGAAUAGUUGAAAACGCUUUUGGCAUACUAGCAUCAAGAUUUCGCAUUUACCAUACUCAGAUCAAUUUAGAACCAAACAAUAUAGAAAAAGUGGUGAUGGCUACAUGUGAUUUGCACAACAUUCUAAUGGAGCACACUCCUAAUUCAUAUGCACCUCCAAGAUGA
Molecule: messenger RNA, 342 nt
Organism: Parnassius mnemosyne (clouded apollo)
Lineage: Eukaryota; Metazoa; Arthropoda; Insecta; Lepidoptera; Papilionidae
Source: the annotation of a GenBank genome assembly